AUGCAGCAGUCUCAAGCCCAAAACGAGGACUCCGUGCUCGAGGGGGAGCGGCGACUGAAGUAUAAGGGUACCGCCCGCAUCGGUCUCGACGUGCUCUUUUUCUGCCAAGAUCAGCCACGUAAAUCCAGCAAGAGACAAACGGAGUUCCUGGUGGAUUGUUUUCAGAAGGAAGGAUGUCAUCGACUGCCUUUCUGCAAUCACGUCCCUGCGAUCAUCGACCAGGAAAGCCUCGAUGCCGCAAUGCAGCAGUUGGGGAAGACGGCGGACGACUUGCUGACUAAUAAUGAUGUGCCCGACUAUCCCCUGCUCAAAUUUCCGACCAGCUUCCACCUUGAGUGUCUCCACGGCCGGCACAGGAUCGAAGCUGGGCGCGAAUUUCUCGAUCCUGGGGACGAUUGGUGGACGGUUGAUCUGUACCUCUCAGACCUGAACGUCGACCUGAAGACAUGCCUCGUCGAAGAAUACUCCAACGAGGAGAAGCCCUCUGAUGGCGAGAUCUACUAUAAGAUGCGGCGCUACCAUUUCCAGCGGAAUUUCAGCUUUGAAAUGCGGUGGAAGGCGCGCCUGCGAGGCAAGCGGCAGCAGUACCUGCUGACGCUCACCCGUAAUGAAGCAAUGACGGCGGCAUUCGAUGACUUGCUCGACAUCCCAGGUCUCUGGGGCGGGAUGAAGAUCACUACGCUGCACAAAAUGAUGGCUCUGAAGUGUGAUACAGAACUCUUACACUACCUCCGCCGCAUCAAGCAGGUCUGGUCCGAUCUAGUACGUGGCAAUAAGGCUGCUAUGGGAAAGAUCGAUCAAACCACAGUGAAGGCUUUAGAGCUGAAGGCACCACGAGCGUCAACAGCGGACAUGGAGUUCCUCCGCAUUCGAGUGCGUGGGGGGGAGGUAUUCAGCGCUUUCGACGACUGCGAGCGCGACGAUAUCUGGAGCCGUCUAGAGUGCGUUGAGGGCCUAAUUCCAUCUCUUGCGACCUUCUUCAAAGACAUCGGGUACUUGGAGCGCCUCGCCAACUGCGUCAAGCGGCUAACGGGCGACAAUGUCCAGAUCUCUCAUGCCUUCAAGCAACUAUUCUCCCCUGUUGAUCAACAAGACGGCCGCGUUCGGAUCACGGACGGCCAGGCUAAGAUUCAGGUUGCUGAGAGUGCUUUUGUGUACGGGCAGGGGACGCGCGGAGACCAAGUCGAUCUCGGGUACCGGCAGAUCAUUGCGUAUGCCAUGCGGCACUUCGCGGAUAUGCCAAAGGAACCAGUGAAGGAGGACCGCGUGAUGCAACCUGCAGCGAUGGCAGAUCGAGACGUCCUCCGCCGCUUCGCUGACUUGGCUGACCAGCUGGGGUUUACCAGCCCCAGGAUAAAGCAUUUGCAGCAGUACCCAGCUGCACUCGCCGAGCAAGCCCCACCAUCGGAGCAUCCUCCCCUCAUUACAUCGGGAUCCGGGGUAGGGAUAGCUCAUAGAUGCGGCACCCCACUCAGGCCGAAAUUCAACGAGGACCGGAAAUUCUGGUUUAUCAAUCACCUCCACGACGAGAGGGAGCAGCAAGGCAAAGGCAUCACGAACUUCUUCGUCCGAAAACAAGUUUAUCUCGCCUUCUUUGGCUGGCCGACCUGGAGGCCUACUGCCCAGGGUGGUAGCCAUGGCCGCUCUCCAUCUCUCCCUGCUCCAGACUUCGGAGAUUUACCUCGAGACCCAGGCCCUGAUGCUCAACACCACACGGUCGGGUCCCGAACGGACCGGCCACCUAGUACGCUAGAACCUGCAGAUGAUGACAUGGGCCUUUUUGUCCCAGAAGCGGAUCCAAGCCAAACCCAGGCGGGAGGAAUAGGUGAUGGUGCCCAGCGGCUGGAGAAGGAGAGGCUGGAGAAGGAGCGGCUGGAGAGGGAGAGGCUGGAGAAGGAGAGGCUGGAGAAGGAGAGGCUGGAGAAGGAGAGGCUGGAGAAGGAGAGGCUGGAGAAGGAGAGGCUGGAGAAGGAGAGGCUGGAGAAGGAGCGGCUGGAGAGGGAGAGGCUGGAGAAGGAGAGGCUGGAGAGGGAGAGGUUGGAGAGAGAGCGACUGGAGAGAGAGAUAGACAUCGACCUUAUUAGAUGGGAGGACGAUACUUGGAAAUACCUAACACCACUCGCAGUCGAUCCAGAGAAUCCUUCUAACAUCGAACGGUUGGUCAACGAUUACAUGACGGAAGGAAUCAGGGCUUUCAACACAUUUCUGAGAAUGAUGAGCCCCACAGAAUGCCUUCAGGUAGUCAUCAAUAAUAGGACACAUACAAUCCUCCUAAUCGCAGAAGACGAGCUUGCUAUUGAUGAUAGGAUGCAUGAAUCUGCAGCGAAUCUCCACGCGGAGGCAACCAAGAGAGUCAUUGAUUUGAAACGCAAGGCCACCAAAGAUCUGUCUCACAAUUACCACCCACGGAAGAUGGUUGUCUGCACCGAUGGGAAUGAGCUACCGUGA
Pseudogymnoascus destructans is the source of this 2448-nucleotide messenger RNA. RefSeq lists its product as uncharacterized. The coding region runs from base 1 to 2448 and encodes 815 amino acids. The transcript is spliced from 4 exons. NCBI's taxonomy places the organism in Eukaryota, Fungi, Ascomycota, Leotiomycetes, Thelebolales, Thelebolaceae. The record is from RefSeq and is a predicted model, not a curated record.